AGUCCAUCUCUGUUCAACAUACCAAGAAAAAAAAAAUUCAAAGCACUUUUCGUUGAAUAUUGUUUUAUUUAGUAAUAUCGAGAAAAUUUUCAGAGUGAUAUCAUCCUGCGCUCUAAUAAUUAAAAUAACAUAGAAAAUAUUAAGAAAAAGUGUAAAAAAAGAAUUUGCAAGAAGGUGGAUAAUUUCUUUGAUAUUAAGUUUGCACACAAAAUGUCACGUAAAAAGUGGACCACAUUGGAAAAGCCACCGUUAUCUAGCCUCGUAUUAGACGUUGUUGAAAGUAUGGGUUUUGAAUUAAUGACACCUGUUCAGGCUGCUGCUAUAUUGUCACUUUUGUCACGCAAAGAUGUUUCUGCAAAGGCUGUAACUGGAUCAAGAAACACAUUAGCGUUUUUAGUACCUCUAUUGGAAAUGUUAAGUCGCAGGUCUAAUGAAUCGCCGUGGACUCCUAAAGAAAUUGGCGCUAUAAUUAUCUCACCCACAAGAGAAUUGGCUUCACAAAUCUCGGAGGCAUGGCAAGUCUUUUUGACCCAUGAGCAGUUAAAGCAUUUACGUCAAAAACUUAUAGUAAGCGGAAGCAGCAUUGAAGAGGGUACAAAAUCUGUACAGAACGAGGGACCAACCAUAUCAACCAAUCAGCAUAUUUACUAUAAAGAUUUAAAUUGGUUGGAUCGUUUAAUCGUAUUUUAAAAGAAGGUAAAAAAUCAUUGCAAUUGAAUGGUUUUACUGCUAUUGUUCCUAGCAGAUUUGGCAAUGCGACUUGCUGGCGUGUGACCUUUUGAUAUCCUCAAAGCAAUUAAAAAAAAUCGGCAAUAUACACCAAGCAACUUUAAUCCCUAUUUGUGGAUCAUAUCAAUGCCCGGAAUGGGGAAAAUUUUGCAGAAAUCGCCGAGCUCUAAGCAAUCAUCAGGUGUUAAAAGCAUACUUUGGUCCUUCAGAGACAGCUGCAACGUGUUGAUGCAAGAUGUCAAGUGGAUUGUAAGCCUUAGUCUUUUAACAGGUGCUUAAUAUUCCAUACUUACUGAAUUAUUUAUACCUACUUUUUACUAAAAUUAUGCAGAAACUUAAACGUAUGGUAGACGUAUUAGAUGCUUUUAAUAUUGAAAUCGCAGGUUUUCGCUAUACGGAACAAAUACCUUGAAGGAUUCAAUGUGGAGCGUGCUUUUCACCGCCGCAAUGUUAUUAUUAAAAAAACGAAUUGUAAUACAUUGUUUUUAUAUUUUGAUAUUAUUUGAUAUUUAUAAUAAAAUAACUUGUUAAACAAAUACAAUCUGUGGAAUCUUAAACAUUCGAAAAUAUUCGAUAACUUUUUGAUACAUGCAACAAAGGCCCUUAGAUAUUAUUGAUUUAUUGAUUAUUCUAGAAAUAAGGGACAAUUUUCUAGGAAAUUGUUGGUCAACUUUGUGUAAAUUAUAAAUCAUACGCAUUGAAAUCUAUAUAUGAAAAGUCAGGCUAGAUUUUUUGAGGUCAAAGAGACUGUUUAAUAAGAUUUUAUAUGCUUUCGAUCUGGAAUUUCGCUAUUUUAACAAAGUGUUUACAAGUGUUUAAGACUGUUUAAUAAGAUUUCAUAUGCUUUCGAUCUGGAAUUUCGCUAUUUUUUCAAAGUGUUUACAAGUGUUUGUGGUAGCGAAUAUUGACUUCUUUAAAUCAAAUGGAUCAUCCGUUGCCGGCAGGACGCACCGACUAAAUUUGCUUGGUUUCAUCAUGAUUAUGCUGCUAAAAACGAAAAACUGCAGGGAGUCUAUUGAUAAGAACAUGCAUUCACACUGAAGUAAUUCAAAUUUAGCAUAAAAAUGUUGAUAUGUAACCAACUUAUAUUCUAAUUUUUCUUUACAGAUUAAAAAAGUCCAUCGUCGCACUUUGGGAAAUGGAAAAUCGUGCCUCAAAAAAACCCAGUAAAGGUAAUUCAAGUUUAGCAUAAAAAUGUUGAUACGUUACUAACUUAUAUUCGAAUUUUUCUUUGCAGAUGAACAAGAAACGAUAU
Glossina fuscipes is the source of this 1984-nucleotide messenger RNA. RefSeq names its product probable ATP-dependent RNA helicase DDX55 homolog. The record is from RefSeq and is a predicted model, not a curated record. NCBI's taxonomy places the organism in Eukaryota, Metazoa, Arthropoda, Insecta, Diptera, Glossinidae. Gene Ontology annotation, molecular function: nucleic acid binding; ATP binding; RNA helicase activity. The transcript is spliced from 2 exons. Gene Ontology annotation, cellular component: nucleolus. Bases 211 to 690 code for a protein of 159 amino acids.